CCUAUUUGUCCGACAGCACGUGAAGGCAGCAGGAGUCACGCGUUGUUUGCCUCGGUGCACUGCAAAUAUGGCGGAUGAUGGAGAGUCGCUGGAGUCCUGGCUUAACAAAGCCACUAACCCUUCCAACAGAGAGGAAGACUGGGAGUAUAUAAUGGGGUUCUGUGACCAAAUCAAUAAGGAGCUAGAAGGCCCACAAAUAUCUGUUAGACUGUUGGCUCACAAGAUUCAGUCCCCUCAGGAAUGGGAGGCAAUACAAGCAUUAACGGUUCUUGAGGCUUGUAUGAAGAACUGUGGGCGUAGGUUUCACAGUGAAGUUGGGAAAUUUAGGUUUUUAAAUGAAUUAAUUAAGUUGGUUUCACCCAAAUACCUAGGAGACAAAGUAUCAGAAAAGGUGAAGUCGAAAGUGAUCGAGAUGCUGUACAGUUGGACUGUUUCUCUACCAGAUGAAGCAAAGAUCUAUGAAGCAUAUCAGAUGCUGAAGUCUCAGGGUAUUGUUUUAGUUGACCCAGAAGUCCCUCUUGAUGCCACGUUAAUACCGUCACCUUCCCCGCGACCCAAGAAUCCUGUGUUUGAAGACGAGAAGAAGAGUAAGAGAUUAGCUGAGCUGCUAAAGAGCAAAAAGCCCGAAGAUCUGCAAGAGGCCAACCGGCUGAUCAAGAAUAUGGUCAAGGAGGACGAAGUGAGAACGCAGAAAGUGACAAAGCAAAAAAGCACACUCGAGGCAGUCAACAACAGUGUCAAACUCCUUAAUGAGAUGCUUGCUCACUUCAGCCCAGAAGACUCCACGGAAGGAGACAAGGAGCUCAUCAGGGAGUUGUAUGGUGAUUGUGACAAGCUUAGGCAAACUGUGUUUCAGCUCGCUACUGAGACUGAGGACAAUGACAGCAGCUUGGGAGCCAUCCUGCAGGCCAGUGAUGACCUCUCCCAUGUCAUUAAUUCCUAUAAGGAGAUUGUGGAUGGACAGACCAUCAAUGGAGAGACUGAGGAAGCACAACAAACAGUCAAACAAGGCACAGGUCGCACGAACCAGUCAGAGAUUCUGAUUGACCUGGUGGGUCUGGAUGCCCAGAGCUCUUCUCCACCACAGCAGCAACCCCCAGCAUCUUCUCUGUGUUUUCCUGCUGACCUGCUGAGUGGGUCUGCUGCAGCUGACCUUCGGUCCCCGAGCCCCAGUGCACCCUCUGCAGCUCUCUCUCUGUUGGAUGAAGAGCUACUAUCCUUAGGCCUCAGUGAACCCGUUCCUGUAGUAAAUAAAUCAACUGCACCAAUACAUGCAAACCAGAGCAAUCGUUUGUCAUCUUUAGAGGAUACCAGUCAGGAUUUACAUCUUUUUGACACUACUUCGCCUUCGGGUCCUACAUUUUCUACAUCUUCACUUUUUCCAGAUGCCCAAUCUGCAACAGUAUCCCCAGUCAGCCCUACAAAGCCUUCUGCAACUGCCUCUGCCUUAAGCUUCCAUGGCCCUGUCUUCUCAGCACCAUCGGAUUUUACAGAAUCUGUCUCAACAACAUCAGUCAUAUUUCCACAGUCCCUUAGUUCAGUAUUGACCACCUUGGCCCCGACUGCUCUUCCUCAGUCAUUCAGCAUGGCCGUACCCACUCCCUCAGCCGCCCAUGUCACUCCACAACAGAUCUCCACCUCACCGAGGGCUUCCCACUCUCCCACAGCUUCUCUCAAUCACAAUCUACAAGACCUUACCUUGCUGGAUCUGGGCAGUCCUAAAAAAACACCUGAUGCGAUGGACUUUGGCAGCUUGCUGGGCAAGAGUGAGGAUCUGUGCGCUCCUGCUAUCCUGUCUUCCAGUCUUGGUGUCUCCUCUGCCACAUCCACCUCACUGCGCAUAGGAGGGCUGCAAGGAGGCUCCACUCCCCCACCUGCCAAGAGUCAGGCAAAUGACAGCCCUCUGUUACGUUCACUGUCCCCCAUCCUCCCUCUGAGCCAGACCAGUCCAGACAGGGGAAAGGAAGUGUCCCUGGCCAAUGUCUUUGUCCCUUUGGAUGCCAUCAAGCCAAGUGAAGUGUGUCCUGUGACAGCGUAUGACAAAAAUGGUGUCCGUGUUUUGCUGCAUUUUGCCACUGAUUGUCCACCGGGCAGGCCUGACGUACUGGUGAUAGUGGCGUCCAUGCUUAACACAGCCCCACAGCCUGUCAGGAGCAUUGUUCUGCAGGCUGCUGUACCCAAGACGAUGAAAGUGAGACUGCAGCCACCCUCAGGGACAGAGCUGGCUCCUUUUAACCCAAUCCUCCCCCCCGCUGCCAUCACUCAGGUCAUGUUGCUUGCCAAUCCUCUCAAGGAGAAGGUUCGGAUGAGAUACAAACUGACAUUCACAUUGGGAGAUCACCCACUCACAGAGGUGGGGGAGGUGAAUGAGUUCCCGCCUGCUGACAGAUGGGGUGCUCUAUAGCCCCGCCUACCCCUUUAGGAUGGCCAGACACUACAAGACUUCCUUAAUUAGUCUGUCAGUGCAGCUCAGAAGUCAAAAGAAACGGCAGUGUUGGAAAACUUUUAGGGAAAUUUUGAAGAAUAGAAUAUAAACUUUAUUGGAGCUUGAAGGAGUUUUUCUGCUUGAGAUGUUCCCACCGAAGUAGCCAACGUCCCGUAGCGUACACCCCACCUAAACUUUACUAUAUUGCCAGAGGUAGUCAGUGUGGUGCAAUAAGAAAGGGUGUGAACUGGCUGAACGGGGAUGAUGGUUAUGUGGGAAAAUAUUGAUAAGUUAUUAUUAAGUUGUUACUUUUAUUAUACCCUUUUGCUCUCAUUUUAAUGUUGAUGUUUACUGCUGUCCCUCAGUCAUAUCAGAACUGACUGGAGAAUACUUGCACUUUUGGAUGCCAGACAGUCUUAAUAUGGAGCACAAACGCAAAUUGAAGGAAAUUGUGAAGCCAGGGUCACAUGAACAUGUGACCACAUCCUGCAUUUCACAUGAUUUGCUGCAGACAAUGUAGGAUAACAAUGUUUUACGCUGAAGACAUUGGAUUAAGCAGACAAGAGCCCCUUUGUUGCUAAAUAAAAGGCACUCAUAGGUUGGCUCAUUAGAAAUCAGUUACUCUCAGUUCACUGCUUCCAGUAUGGCUCACAAUUACUACUGAAUAGUUUGACUUGUCUUCUGAGUUCUAUAAUAACUCAUAGGUCAGACUCUUGUUAUGCUUUUUCAUCUUUCAGUAUUUAUUGUUGCGGAUGUAUUAUUUAUAUUGGUUAGGGGAGGAAGGUAUCAGAUCUGUUAACUUUACUGUAUGAUAUUGCAAUCGAUAACUUUUUUCCUUCUGCAUACUCUUCUUAUGAUGCACAUUGUCAGUAUUGCAGUAAGAAAGGCACAAAUCAGUAGUGGUAAUGUUUUCCAAAUAUUCAGACAGACAUUUUAUAAUAUGUUACAUUAUGUAGCAACAGUGGGGUGAACUCUGGAUCGUAUUUUAGUAUAAAAAUGUAAUUCCUGCUAAAGAAAACAGCAGCCUUGUGCCAGAGGAAUUAGCCCCUUUUCCUUGGCAGGUACAACAUGAGCUAUUAAGGGCAAGGAUGAACUAUAUAUAUUAAGUGGAUGUGCUUAAGGAAGUGCAGACCAGCCGAUCAUUAGAUCCUGGACACAGAAAGGCAUAUUGUUUGAAGUUUAUUAAAUGCCAUGUAUAGCUAUGCCCUUACUCCAGCUGUUCGACACAAGUUGUGGAAUGGGUAGAUUAUUUUUCCCUGGGUCAUUUGUAAAUGUUUAGCUUGUGUGGGAGAUUUCCAUAUCAAACAAGAAAAAUGUUUCCUCAAGUAAGCCUCGAGAAAAUAUAUAAAUAGAAAAAAAUUUGUUGGUGGCAUUAGGUUUAAUAUGUGUUCAUCUAAAACUGUGUUAUCUUUAUUUUUGGCUUUCUGGGGCUAUUAGUGCUAGAUAGGAGAUUCUCUACAUAUUUCUUAUAAAAUUAUUUAUUUGUCUUAGAUUGUUAAAGGAACAUGUUGUUACAUAUUUUUUGAAAAGCUAUUUCUGUGCAUGGGAAAAUAAAGAAUGAGAUGGGCCUG
This is a messenger RNA of Xiphias gladius (swordfish), 3996 nucleotides long. RefSeq names its product golgi associated, gamma adaptin ear containing, ARF binding protein 3a (gene gga3a). The record is from RefSeq and is a predicted model, not a curated record. Lineage: Eukaryota; Metazoa; Chordata; Actinopteri; Istiophoriformes; Xiphiidae. Gene Ontology annotation, molecular function: phosphatidylinositol binding; small GTPase binding; ubiquitin binding. The coding region runs from base 68 to 2404 and encodes 778 amino acids. The transcript is spliced from 17 exons. Gene Ontology annotation, cellular component: trans-Golgi network. Gene Ontology annotation, biological process: vesicle-mediated transport; intracellular protein transport.